CUCGGGUGGGGGCGGAGGUGGCUCCCAUUGAAGCGGGGGGCGAGCGGGUUUUUCUCCCUAGCACCAGCCCGCGAGCUUUGCCUCUGUGGAACGUGCGGAGCCGGGCUCCUGCCUGGCAGCCUGCGGGAAAAAGGGACUAAAGCCCACAGGAAUUGGGUGGCCUUGGUGCAUUAGGUGGAACUUCCUGCGCUAUGGGAAAGAAAACCAAGAGGACAGCAGAUAGUUCGUCCUCUGAAGAUGAGGAGGAGUAUGUUGUGGAGAAGGUGCUAGACAGGCGUGUUGUGAAGGGUCAAGUGGAGUAUCUUCUCAAGUGGAAAGGAUUCUCUGAGGAACACAACACUUGGGAACCCGAGAAGAACCUGGACUGCCCUGAACUGAUUUCUGAGUUUAUGAAAAAAUAUAAAAAAAUGAAGGAGGGUGAGAACAACAAAUCAAGAGAGAAAUCCGAAAGCACAAAGAGGAAAUCCAGCCUCUCUAACAGCGCCGAGGACAUCAAAACCAAAAAGAAGAGGGAGAGCAACGAUAUCGCCAGGGGCUUCGAGAGAGGGUUGGAGCCGGAAAAGAUCAUCGGUGCCACAGACUCCUGCGGCGAUUUAAUGUUCUUAAUGAAAUGGAAAGACACGGAUGAAGCAGACCUGGUCCUAGCAAAGGAAGCCAACGUGAAAUGCCCGCAGAUUGUGAUAGCGUUUUAUGAGGAGAGACUGACCUGGCACGCGUACCCAGAGGACACGGAAAACAAAGAGAGAGAAGCAGCGAAAAGCUAAAGUGCCGUCCUGCGCCCUCCUGAGCUGUACAUACACAUCCGCCCCACCUGACCACAUCCAUUGAAAUGUGCUUAUUACUGUGCCCCCAGGAGACACCUUGUUCUUGGUUCAGUCGUCACAUAAAUGAUUUGCUUCAUGUCCAGCU
This is a messenger RNA of Pelodiscus sinensis (Chinese soft-shelled turtle), 909 nucleotides long. RefSeq names its product chromobox 5 (gene CBX5). Lineage: Eukaryota; Metazoa; Chordata; Testudines; Trionychidae. Gene Ontology annotation, cellular component: nucleus. The record is from RefSeq and is a predicted model, not a curated record.